Molecule: messenger RNA, 711 nt
Organism: Candida dubliniensis CD36
Lineage: Eukaryota; Fungi; Ascomycota; Pichiomycetes; Serinales; Debaryomycetaceae
Gene: GLX3
Product: glutathione-independent methylglyoxalase
Exons: 1
Coding region: 1-711 (236 amino acids)
Molecular function (GO): glyoxalase III activity
Source: RefSeq, a predicted model, not a curated record
AUGGUCAAAGUUUUACUUGCUCUUACUUCUUACAACGAACCUUUUUACAGUGACGGUAAAAAAACUGGUGUUUUCGUUGUUGAGGCUUUACAUCCUUUCGAAGUUUUCAGAAAAAAAGGGUAUGAAAUCCAAUUUGCAUCUGAAACUGGUACUUAUGGAUGGGAUGAUCAUAGUGUUGUUGCUGAUUUUUUAAAUGGUGAAGAUAAAGAAAUUUUUGAUAAUGUCAAUUCUGAUUUCAAUAUUGCUUUGAAAAAUUUGAAAAAAGCUUCUGAUGUUAAUCCAAAUGAUUAUGAUAUCUUUUUCGGUAGUGCUGGUCAUGGUACUUUAUUUGAUUAUCCAAAGGCUAAAGAUUUACAAAAAAUUGCCACUACUGUUUAUGAUAAAGGUGGUGUUGUCUCUGCUGUUUGUCAUGGUCCUGCUAUUUUCGAAAAUUUGAAUGAUCCAAAAACUGGUGAACCAUUAAUUAAAGGUAAAAAAAUCACUGGAUUCACUGAUGUUGGUGAAGAUAUUUUGGGAGUUACCGAUCUUAUGAAGAAAGAUAAUUUGUUGACCAUUAAACAAGUUGCUGAAAAGGAAGGUGCCACUUAUAUUGAACCAGAAGGUCCAUGGGCUAAUUUCACCGUUACUGAUGGUAAAAUUGUUACUGGUGUUAAUCCACAAUCUGCUGUUAAAACUGCUGAAGAUACAAUUACUGCUUUUGAAAGUAAAUAA